Molecule: messenger RNA, 3096 nt
Organism: Penicillium bovifimosum
Lineage: Eukaryota; Fungi; Ascomycota; Eurotiomycetes; Eurotiales; Aspergillaceae
Product: formin-mediated actin nucleation enhancer
Exons: 2
Coding region: 1-3096 (1031 amino acids)
Biological process (GO): establishment of cell polarity
Cellular component (GO): cytoplasm; cell tip
Molecular function (GO): cytoskeletal regulatory protein binding
Source: RefSeq, a predicted model, not a curated record
AUGCAGUCUCCAGGAUCGUCAAGAACCCAGUUCCCCUACCCUGAACCCUCCGCCCAACAGACAUCUCCUCAGCAUCGAUCGGGUUCUGCGAGCGCCGACGUACCCAUGGCUUCCCAGCAGUCCGGCCGCAGUUCCUCUGCCUCCUCUCGAUCACAGCCGAACAAGAAUCAGCCCGAUAAGCAAAUAUCCCAGAUCGAAAAGAGCGUGACACAUCUCUUAGUCGCGACAAAACAACUGCUCGAAACUCUUACACAAUGGUCUCGCAAACAAGCAACGGAGAAUGAUGUGUCGGAUGUAUACGUGCGAUUGGGUUAUGAAUUCAACUUGGCUUGUCGGGCUUUCAGUGCCAUCGGAGUCGACACCUCAGACUUAGGCCCUGUACCUGACCUGCUCCGCACCAUUCUAGAAGACACCCUCAGUCAAGAUGCAUCCUCCCAGAGUCUCGAUCGAUACCUGCCCCGAAUCCGAGAUAUAAUUAUUAACUUGUUACACGGCCUGAAGAAAAAGCAAGCACGCUUAAGGUCCCGGCACCAACGUGAGGAUGGCCGGCCUAUGCCCGGACGGCAGGCCAGUGCUGGGAGCAUCGCCAGUGGGCAGGCAAUUGGUCAGCUGUAUGACGAGGCCGCAGCGUCUACCAUGCCCUCAACGGCGCAAUCCCCCAGGAAAUCGAACCGACGUUAUGGUAGCAGCGGGUCUCUGGAGGACCAAACGACCGUGGCUAGAACUUCUUCGGCACCUUCGGCGACGGAUACGCGGACAUCAAGCCAUGCGGAAAGAGAAUCAUCGCGGCGGGAGGCCCAGCAAAUGCUGUCCCAACCUUUUGAUAAUGACACAACACCUCGAGCCAACACAUCGAAUACGACUGCACCUUCUGUAUACACAACACCCACUGGAUUCCCUGCACCUCCACCACCGCCUCCGCCAAAAGAGGAUGAUGCGUUGGGGGCUUUGCAGCGAAGUGGAGAGCUGGAGCGACGUGCCUCGCGUCGGUUCUCUGCCUAUCAAAUCCAGAAGCACCUCGGCACAUCUACCAACGGUGUUCCUGUCUUGCCUACCCAGAACUCUCCUAUCCCGAACCGCGGUCGUGAUGUCCGCGAAUCCUUGAACGCAGUUCGUCUGCGCGGCUCAUAUACUCAUACUCGACAGAGAUCCAACAAUCGCUUACAGGAGGCUGCCAAGACUGCACAGGUGCAUCCACCGACCACUAUUCCGGAUGUGGUGGAGGAAGAACGCACCGCACCACCUGCAGCGCCUGCACUGGAAGAGCAUGGUAUCGAACCCGGAGCCUCUCGCGAACCGCACGCUCCUGAGUCGAAAGACGACUCCGCCGCAUCUGCGAUCGUUCCUUCUCCCAUCAUUGCCCAACCCCAAGAUAAGCCCAUGCUCGAUGAUGCUUUUGAGCCUGAAAAGCCAGCGCCUCAAACACCAAAGGGAGACAUCUUCGGACCCUCCGCCCAGAUCGCAACACCUCCCUCGAUUCCCCAAUUCGCUACCGAGCAACCCUCACCGGGCAAAGAGCUCACGCUCUUCCUACAAUAUAAGAGCAAGAUCAAGAAGUACGUGCUUCCAGAAGGCAUUGCAGAUCUUACCAUCGGACGACUUCAGCUUGCUUUCAUCGAGAAGUUUGCUUGGAACACCCACGACAAUGGCGUGGAUUUGCCCGAAAUCUACAUCCAAGACCCAAUUUCUGGCAUUCGACAUGAGCUAGAAGACUUGAACGACGUCAAAGAUCGUUCUGUGUUGGUCCUCAAUGUGGACAACCUCGACGAGGUUAAGAAACAUUUCGAUGACAGUCUUGGAAGUGUGCGUUCCCUUGUGGAAGGCCUCAAGGACGCGCUUUCGGGGCAGGGAAAUAUCAUCCAACGAGUGUCAGAUCGCCAGCUUGAGGCUGCGAAAGAGAUUGCUCGCUUGGCUGCUGCUCCCCCGACGGCCACUGGAGGAACUGUCAAGGGAUCGGUGUCCGGCAGCGGAAGUCAAAUCGCGGAACUACAGAGUUUGCGCCGGGACUUGGCUGUACUGCGACAGACAUACUCCAACUUCACUACCGAUAUCACUAGUUCGAUGAGUGCCGUUCGUGCCAAGGCAAGCAAGGUUAAAAGUGCUGCUGUUGACGUCGCAACUCCUUCCUAUGAAGGCGACGCUGGCCGAGCUCGCGUGAACACUGGCAAGAAGGAACUUGCAGCUGAAUCGGAGCGACUGGUGGCUCGCGUCGAUGAUCUCCAAGACUUGGUUGAGGAUCUUCGUAAGGACGUCGUCACUCGUGGCGUUCGCCCUCUCCCAAGACAACUGGAGGGUGUAAGCCGUGAUAUUAGCAGUGUGAUGAAAGAGAUCAAGAAAAUGCAAGACUUCUUGGGCCGCGAAAAGCCUAUCUGGACCAAAAUCUGGGAGAAGGAGCUGCAGCUCGUUUGCGAAGAACGUGAUCAGCUCACUAUGCAGGAAGACCUGGCCGCUGAUUUGCAAGACGAUCUCGAGAAGGCCACUCAGACCUUUGCCCUGGUGGAGCAAGCGACCAAGGAGCAGGUCAUGACCAACGCAACCGGCGGCACCAGUGUCCGUGCCGCGUCCAGAACCCUUGAUAUUGACCCUACCAUUGAUCCCAUGAAGGCGAAGGACGGCGUCCUCGGCGAAGUCCGUGCUCUGCAGCCCAACCACGAAAGUCGGCUUGAGGCCAUCGAGCGAGCCGAGAAAGCACGGAAGAAGGAGCUCGAGACAAGACGCAUUGGCCUCUUCCAGAAGGAACUGGGCGCGUUUGUCGGCGAAGGUAAAUUGAAGAAGAGCGGCGGUGUCGAAGAGACGGAGCGUCUUCGUACUGCGAAGGACGACCGCAUCCGCAAGGAAGUUUGGGAACGGCAGCAGGCCCGUAAUGCUGAGAUGGAGAAGGCGGAGGCGGAAGCCGCUGCGGCGCAGGGAGCGGAACAAAACCAGGAGGGUGGAGAGGACGGUGGGCAGAAAGAAGACGAAUCGGAGACGACUCCCGAAAAUGGAGAUGGGGAGGAAAAGGCAGAAGGGCCCAAGUCGCCUUCUGCGGAGUCGGAGAAGCCACUUCCUAGUGCGCCGGAGGAGGAAGAUGCCUCCCCUGACCAGUCCUCUGUUUGA